AUGUACAAGGGCUGUGCAAGAGAAGUGCAAGGGCUGUGUAAGGGAGGUGCAAGGAAGUGCAAGGGCUGUACAAGGUCUGUGCAAGGUCUGUGCAAGGGCUGUACAAGGCCGGUGCAGCGCUGCCAACCCGAAGCUGCGGGGCUUUCGUGCCUCAGUUUCCCCCCUCUCCCCCCGCUCUGUCCCGGGGGUCCCCUGCGUGUCCCCCCCCCCGAGCUGUCCCCGCGGUCCCUCCCCGGGAGGGGGCGUGGCCACACGGGACGGGGCGUGGCCUCAGCCCGAUGGGGGCGUGACUAUGACCGGAAGUGCGUGGGCGUGGCGCUGGCGGCCCUGGCGCGGGGGUGGGCGGGAGCCGCGGCGGCGGCCGAGGGAGGCGGCGGGGGGGGCGCCCGGCCCGGCCCGGCCCCGGUUCCGUCCCCGGUUCCGUCCCGCUUGGGCCAUGCGGCGGCCGUAGCCAUGCAGCGCGCCGAGCUGCGGGAGGGGGAGGCAGCGGCGGCGGCCUCUUACCGGGUGCUCAGCCGCCUGCUGGGUUACGGGGCCGGGCCGGAGGCGGGCGCGGCGGGCGGUGCCGGUACCGGUACCGGCGCGGCGGUUUCGGAGGCGCUGGGCCCCGUGGCGGGGAGGCUGCCGGCCGUGGCGGCCUUACCGGUGCCGGGGACGCUGCGGGGUCCCCGUCCGGCGCCGCAGCUCCUGGUGUUCCGCAACGCGGCGGAGGGGCGGCCCGGGGAGGAGGGCGGCCCGGGGGCGGGGGGCGGCGGCCCGGCUGCCGGCGGUGACCUCUGCCCGCGGCACCGCUGUGCCCUGGAGCCCAAAGCGGCGGCGAGGUGGGGGACCGGGCCCCCGGGAGGGCUGGAGCUGCAGCUGGCGGCCCUGGGGCUGCGGCCGCCCGGGUUGGGUUCCAAGGGGCCCGGGGGCUGCCCCUGCCUCGGGGGUCUCCCCCCCGCCACCGCCACCACCGGGCCCCCCGCCGAGGAGACCAGCGACGCGUUACUGGUGCUGGAAGCUCUGGAACCCGAGGAGAGCGGGAGCUGCUCCGAGGAGGAACCGGGAUCCCCCGGGCGCGGAGCCGCCCGUCCCGCCGGGAGAGGAGCGAGCGGCCCCGCACCGCCCCCCGCAUCGGCCCCCGGGGGAACCGCUCACGGUCCCGGUUCCAGGAAGGGUUCCUUGAAAAUCCGUCUCAGCCGCCUCUUCCGCACCAAGAGCUGCAGCGGUGGCUCCGCUACCGGGGACGCCGUCGCCACCGAGGGCCGACGGGGCGGGGAGCUCCCCGCAUCGGCCGGCAGCCUGACCGACGUCUGCGGGGGCCGCGGCCGGGAGCAGGAGACGGGCAGGAAACACAGACUGACAAGAACUCAAAGUGCCUUUUCCCCCGUUGUGUUCAGCCCCCUCUUCACAGGUGAAACGGUGUCACUGGUGGACGUGGACAUCUCUCAGCGAGGUCUGACCUCCCCUCACCCUCCAACUCCUCCUCCUCCUCCACGAAGAAGCCUCAGCCUCUUAGAUGAUAUCAGUGGGACUUUGCCUCCAUCUGUCCUGGUGGCUCCAAUGGGUUCUUCCCUCCAGUCUUUCCCUCUGCCUCCACCUCCUCCACCCCACGCCCCAGAUGCUUUCCCACGGAUUGUCCCCCUGAGGCCGACGGAGGCGAUGCCCGGGCAGCCCACCCCACACCUCCAGUGUCCUCUCUACCCCCAGGACUCCAGCAGCUUUGCAGCCAGCUUGAGAGAGCUGGAGAAGUGUGGGUGGUACUGGGGACCCAUGAACUGGGAGGAUGCCGAGAUGAAGCUGAAGGGGAAGCCAGAUGGAUCCUUCCUGGUCCGUGACAGUUCUGACCCUCGGUACAUCCUGAGCCUCAGCUUUCGGUCCCAGGGCAUCACCCACCACACCAGGAUGGAGCACUACAGAGGGACCUUCAGCCUCUGGUGCCACCCCAAGUUUGAAGAUCGCUGCCAGUCCGUGGUGGAGUUCAUCAAGAGAGCCAUCAUGCACUCCAAAAAUGGGAAGUUCCUCUACUUCCUGCGUUCCAGGGUUCCAGGUCUCCCUCCAACACCAGUCCAGCUCCUGUAUCCAGUCUCCAGGUUCAGCAAUGUCAAAUCCCUCCAGCACCUUUGUCGCUUUCGGAUCAGGCAGCUGGUCCGGAUCGACCACAUCCCCGAGCUGCCCCUGCCCAAGCCCCUCAUCUCCUACAUCUGCAAGUUCUACUACUAUGACCCCCAGGAGGAGGUGUACCUCUCCCUGAAGGAAGCUCAGCUCAUCUCCAAACAGAAGCAGGAGGCUGAGUCCUCCACGUAGCCACCCUGCCUCCCCAGCCUUGUUGCUGUCACUGAUGGUAGGAAUGUGAUUGUCACCAUCCUGUAGCCCCGGGGGGGCUGUGCUGGGAAGGAGGCACACGAGGGCCAAGCUUCUGCCAGGCCACUUCCUGCUCUCCAGCUCUUUUGUCAGGAGCAGAGGGCUCCAGGCUCCGAGGAACCCAGUGGAACAGGGAACCAGAACCUUGGAGCAAGGGGCUGGGAGCCAGCUGAGCCCAGCUCCUGGACUCCCUGCAGAACAAAGAAUGUCAUGGCACUAUUUACAAGUUUUUGGGUUUUUUGGGGUUUUUUUUUUAGGUUUUUUUUUUUAGAAAGUUUUAUUUUU
Messenger RNA from Calypte anna (Anna's hummingbird), 2628 nucleotides. RefSeq names its product suppressor of cytokine signaling 7 (gene SOCS7). The record is from RefSeq and is a predicted model, not a curated record. Gene Ontology annotation, molecular function: 1-phosphatidylinositol-3-kinase regulator activity. Gene Ontology annotation, biological process: intracellular signal transduction; phosphatidylinositol phosphate biosynthetic process. The coding region runs from base 1 to 2286 and encodes 761 amino acids. The transcript is spliced from 10 exons. Lineage: Eukaryota; Metazoa; Chordata; Aves; Apodiformes; Trochilidae. Gene Ontology annotation, cellular component: phosphatidylinositol 3-kinase complex.